AUGCCCAAGUCAAGCAUAAUAGCAACAAACGAUAGUCUUCUAUGUAAAGACAUUCUAGAGAUUAUUCUCCUAUGUACAACAGACGUUGAAGCCACAUCAGUUUCAAGAAUAUAUUUAGCUGAACUAGGGUCAAUCAAUCCUCGUAAAAAGGUGAUAAGUCAAAUUGACGAAGCGUUAGUGGAACGUCUUCAAAUCUCUGACUUAUUAAGUCAGUUGGUAGCACCAACAAACGCGAGUGAAUCUUCGGAAGAACGCAAAAAUGUUAUCGAAAAUCGCUGCUUGCAUUACUUAUCCGAAUGUUACCAACGAUUGUCACGCGAACGAGAUGCGUUCGAAUCGAUAUUUGAUGAUCUUCAAACAUUGUUCAUCAACCAUAGUAAAACGGCGAUUACCACGCCAGAUAUGUACCGUUCGCAAGAUUUAGCUAAACAAUGGUUCGAAUUGUUGCUCGAGUCUCGUGAUAAAUCAAGCGUACGUGAAUAUAUCGGUAAAGUGAAUAAGGAGCUGUUAGCAUCAGCAACGCAUGAAGUGAAAAGAUUUUAUCGACAUGUUUUUCGUUCGAUGUAUCAAGCGAUUCAACCGUUGGAUUAUUUUUCUGAUGAGUUGAUAACUUACAUAUCAAUAUUGAUCGAUUUAUCACAGCACUCAGCAUUGGUUAAAAUUAUUUUUGAAAUUUCGCAUCCUAGAAGCUCAUGGGACCGCUUUUCGAGAUCCGAUCAAAUCCAAUUGCCUCCAGGCAAAAAGUUCGAAGACACACUAGUUGGUACUUUUCUGUGUAAAUCAAGUUUGCCAUCAGUACCUGUCAAACCUUACCCAUUCUUCGAGAAUCCAAGAUCAUUGAGCGAGCGUAUGAUAGAAAUGACUGAAAAUACAAUUUAUCAGCCAUUGAGAAACUAUCAAGAGCACCUUACACAAUUAUUCAAAGCAUUUGUUCGAAAUGCAGAUGUACGAAAUGACGUGUUACAGUGGAUUGGCGAUUGUUUUCAUGAAAAUCAAGAAAAAAAUAAAGAAUAUUCACCCGAAGACCCACUGUUAGGUUUCGCAUUUGUUAGCGAUGGAUUUUUCUUAAACUUGAAUAUCGUUCUACUUCAACUUGCAAGACCGUUCGCAGAAGCGUAUUCGCCAAAAUUACUAAAAAUCAACCCGAUCUAUUGUAUUAGUCAAAGUGCGCACGUGCAUUUAAAAGAAUUGUACAAUGCGAAGCCGAUGAUUCCCCGACAGGAAGGAAUAGAACGGGAUUCGAAUAUCUCGGACCUAACUUUCAAUUUCAUAACCGAAAGUUUUUUCAUGGCACAUUUAAGUUGUUCAUAUUCAGUCAAUCGACUUCGUCGAAUAUUGGGAAAGACGAGUGAAAAUUAUUCACGUAUCAAAGAAGCCUAUCAAAAUACUGUUCAAUCCUUCGGAGAGAAUGAGUACACCACACGAUUGGCCAAUGCAAUGGACAAAACGCUGACUGCCUUCUUCAAUAUUCGAUGUGUUCUUAACGAACCACGUCUUUUAGAAUUAUCCAAUGCUCUGUUCACAGCGACAUGUACAUGGCUCGUGCAUCUAGCGUUAUUACCUACAUCAAAUCAGGCUUCGAGCGAAGAUGAAAAGCUAAAUGUGAUUGAGAAAUUACCGUUAAAGUUUCCACCCAAUCGACAGUUAAGCUAUAUUCCCGAGUUUCUCGUCGAAAAUGUUAUUAGUUAUUUCAAAUUUCUCGAAAUAUACAAUUCGCGAUAUAUACAAUCGAUAAUACCAUCGGUGAAUGAAUACGUUAAUUUUAUUUUGGUUUUCAUGGGCGAUUCUAGCCGUUUACUUAGUCCUCAUUUACGGGGUUCGCUAGCGAACAUGUUCGAAACCAUUUUAUCGUUUGGUAAAUUGGAUGAUCGACCGGGUCCACUGGCAGAGAUGAUCUUUAGACAACAUCCCUUCAUCGAACACAUACCGCGUGUUAGCCUCGAGGUAUUUGUAUCGAUCGAAUUAACUGGCCAAUCCGUCGAAUUUUAUCAAAAAUUUAAUUACCGUCGUCCAAUGUAUGCAAUUCUUGAAUGCCUUUGGGCAUACGAAAACCAACGAGAGCAAUUACAAAAACUAGCUGCAUAUGCUGAACGGCAUAUGGAUGAUGCGGAAGCUCCAUUGUUCUUGCGUUUCAUCAAUUUGUUGAUAAAUGAUGCAAAUUUCUUGUUAGACGAAGCUAUAUCGCACAUGGCACAACUGAGAACAAUUCAAGAAGAGAAGGAAUCUGGUAAUUGGAAUAAUCUUCCGGAACAACAACGCGAAGAGAAAGAAACUGGUCUUCGACGAACAGGUCAAACAGCCCGGUUUAUGAAUAUAAUGGGGAUGAAAACACUUACGAUUCUCGCUAUGAUAACCGAAGAAAUUCAGUCAAUAUUUUGCCAUCGGACAAUCUGCAGUCGACUUGCUGCGAUGCUAAACUAUUUUCUGCAACGUUUAGUGGGACCAGAACGGCGAAAUUUAAAAGUUCGGGAUAUGAAAGAUUAUCAAUUUGAACCUCAGAAACUCGUUUCGAAAGUCAGCGAUAUCUACCUGAAUUUUGCAAAAGUCGAUCAAUUUUGUGCAGAUGUCCGUAACGAUGGAAUGUCGUAUAAGGAUGAACUUUUCUCACAAGCAGUUGAAGUUCUCGAACGUAUUGGACAUCCGCGUGAACGGAUCACUAGAUUUAUUCAACUCGGUGAACAUAUCAAAACGAACGUAGUCGAAAGCGUACCAGAUGCGAUGGAAGAUGCACCAGAUGAAUAUUUGGAUCCGAUUACUGCUGAAAUAAUGGAUAAUCCUGUAAAAUUACCAACUUCGGGGCAAAUUGUAAACUAUACGACAAUAUCUCGUCAUCUUCUGAGUGAUCAGUUAGAUCCAUUCAAUCGAAGUCCGCUUCGUAUGCACGAUGUAAUAGCACAGCCCGAACUGAAACGUGAAAUUGAACGAUGGAAAGCCUCAAAACGUCAAUAA
This is a messenger RNA of Adineta ricciae, 2949 nucleotides long. Lineage: Eukaryota; Metazoa; Rotifera; Eurotatoria; Adinetida; Adinetidae. The record is from the annotation of a GenBank genome assembly.